Paramuricea clavata is the source of this 6822-nucleotide messenger RNA. The record is from the annotation of a GenBank genome assembly. Lineage: Eukaryota; Metazoa; Cnidaria; Anthozoa; Malacalcyonacea; Plexauridae.
AUGAGAGUUCGUUUUAUGAAACGGCUCUGGUUCUAUCCCAAAGUUAUGGCAUUCACAAUAUACACGCUGACAUUCAAUGCAUUUCAAUCCAACUCGCCCGUCGCUGACUGUGCAUUUGAACCUGUCAUAUGGCUUGUUGACCACUUUGCUGGACUGCUUGGCCGGGUAAGACUUUAUUGAUAAAACAUUGAUAUUUGAAUGUUAUUUUUGAGGUGCUUGAGCCACGAACCAAUGCCUGAUUAUUGUGAUUAACACUUUCCCUUGACUGGUGAAAUCGUCUGGUGUUAGAAAGAGUAUAAUGUAAUUACAAAGUAAUAAUUCUUAUUCCGCGUUGACACAUUAACACCAAACACUUUCCCUUUUAUUAGGACUAUUCUACUUUGCAUUCUACUUUGUUAUAUUGAUUUUAACUCCAGACAAUUUUCCUUGUCGAGGCAAAAGUGCAUGGCCAUUCAUAUUGCCUUUUUAGCUGGGUGACACGUGACAGUAAUGAGCAGAAUGUCUACGACAAGUUUUUAUGUCUUUUAAUAUGGCAAGUUUUAUUUGCUCAGCUGUAUAAGUAGGUUUUUCUAUGACAAGUACACUUAUUCAAAAGCUAGCUAGCAUGCCAGCUGCACUUGUCGUAGAAUACAUGAUAUAAAAAAAUUGGCAAAAUGCACAUUUUGCUGUCAACAAAGAAAAUUUGACAAUGAAAAUUUGACAAAGUAAUUUGCACACUUGGAUGUGUUUUGUCAGUGAUCCUUUGUUGCAGAACUUGUCAUAUAAUAUUUGUCUAUGUAAACUUGCCAUUUAAAGAGUCCUGGUCAACCACAAUGCAAUGCAAGCUUUUGUUUAUGUUUUUCUGUUACUUUUCUUAAUUGUUGCUGCCAUUUUUGAGGUCACUAAAAAUAGCUUCCUCUGGCCCACAACGUAGCAGAAACGUAAACAAAUGCACGCAUUGCAUUGUGGUUGACCAGGACUCUUUAAAAACUAAUGUCAUAGAAAAUGUGCUCAUCGUAAUUGGUUUUAGCCAUAAUUAUUAUUUGCAUGCAGGUACACAUGUUAAUGCAUUAAGCCAGAUUAUAUGCACCGUUCAAAAGUGGCCAACUUUAAUUUAUAAUCAUGUUAGAUUAGAGCUGCUUCUAUCGAUUCAUUAUUGUAGUCAAUUAAUCAUCAUCAACAAUCGAUUAAAAUUAAUCAUAUUGAGUAAAUCUAGACAUGUCCACAGUGGUUAACGUUGCUUCCAUUUGCUCAAGUAACCUACUACGCAUGGCUAUUUUGUUGAUUCGAUUAUUGUUAAGAAUAAUCAAUUGCAAAAAAAAAACUCCAAAAUAAUCAAUCAAUCAGCAGCUCUAUGUCAAAUGAUUCAAUCAAAUGAGGGGAGUUUGCAUAUUAAUAACUUAAACAGUAACCAUACUGCUUAAAUUAUUUUUCAGGCAUUGGUUAUACUAGUAAGCUUAGCAAUAUCUGGCGUUGUUGUGGUAUUUUAUAUUUAUGUGAUGCCAAUAGUUCUGGAAUAUGAUAAUAUAUUGUUCAUUGUCUGUCAUUUGAUCUGUGGUCAUUGGUUGUUGUUGAAUGUUGCAUUUCAUUAUUAUAAAGCUGUGUCAUCUAGUCCUGGUUAUACACCAUCUGUAAGUAAAAACUAAAUAAGCUAAUUAGUAUGACACUUGAAGUUUGCAUGAAUACCUCCAUCCUCCGCCAGCGAACUAAGUUAUGUAUCAUGCAUAAAUUAUUACACAUUCAGUUCACUUUGGCAGCAAUGCAAGGCAACCUUAAUUUCUCAUCCAAUUUUCAAUCAAAUUUAACCAAAUUUUAAUGAUUUUGUCUUUGGACAGUAUCCAUUAGUGCCACAAAUUUUCAUAUUUAAUUUAAUGUCUGAUAGUUUUCGGGUUUUUGUGCUGACAGACAGACAUGCAGACACAUACAGACAGACACGCAGACACAUACAGACAGACACGCAGCCACAUACAGAAAGACACGCAGCCACAGGCAGACACACAGCCACGUACAGACAGACAGUCACAUGCAGAAAGACAGACACAUGCAGACAGACAGACACGUGCAGACAGACAGACAUGUGACAGACAGACAUGUACAGACAGAGACAGACAUGGACAGACAUGUACAGACAGACACAUACAGACAGACAUGUACAGACAGACACAUACAGACAGACACAUACAUACAGACAGACAUGUACAGACAGACACAUACAGACAGACAGACAGACAUGUACAGACAGAGACAGACAUGGACAGACAUGUACAGACAGACACAUACAGACAGACAUGUACAGACAGACACAUACAGACAGACAUGUACAGACAGACACAUACAGACAGACACGUACAGACAGACAGACAUGUACAGACAGACACAUACAGACAGACACGUACAGACAGACAGACAUGACAGACAGACACAUAUACAGACACAGACAGACAUGGACCGACAUGUACAGACAGACACAUACAGACAUGUACAGACAGACACAUACAGACAGACACAUACAUACAGACAGACAGACAUGUACAGACAGACAGACAUGUACAGACAGACACGUACAGACAGACAUGUACAGACAGACACGUACAGACAGACAUGUACAGACAGACAUGUACAGACAGACAUGUACAGACAGACAGAUAGUGCAGAUGGACACAGCAGAUGGACACAUACAGACAGACAGGCAGGCACGGACAGACAGACACAUACAGACAGACAGACAGACAGACAGACAGACAAACUCGUACAGACAGACAGACAAACAAACAAGAAUGAAACAGAACUUUCUAGUGGAGGUAAUAAAAAACUCGUACAGACAGACAGACAAACAAACAAGAAUGAAACAGAACUUUCUAGUGGAGGUAAUAAGCCAAUUACAAACUCGUACAGACAGACAGACAAACAAACAAGAAUGAAACAGAACUUUCUAGUGGAGGUAAUAAGCCAAUUCUAAACAAUUAGUAUAAACAACCAUUAAUUAAUUAAUUAUUAAUUAUCAUUUAAUGUACUAUUAGACUUGUAACUUUAAUUCUUGUUAAUACUUUCAGGGAAAACAAGCUCUUAUCCUCAAGGAUAUACAAGUUUGUACCAAAUGUAUGAACAAUUUUCUGUUUAUAAUAUUAUUAUGACAAAAAACAGUAUAGAAGUUUAAUUAAUAAUUAUUGUCUUAAAUUUGAAGGUAUCCAACCAAAGCCACCAAGAACUCAUCAUUGCAGUGUUUGUAAUAAGUAUGGUAAAUUUCUGUUAUCUUUUCAACUCUAUUAAUUUUCACUGAUGAUUUGCAUGUAUAUAAUGCAAAAAUUCUAGUUUUUGCUUGCUAUCUAAUUAUGUAAUAUCAGCACAUUUAUAAUUUGUAGGUGUAUUUUAAAAAUGGAUCAUCAUUGUCGUAUCCUUAAUAUUAUUUGAAAUAUGGUAUAUUAAUUUUAGACAACCAGAUAUUACUUGGUAUUGAACAAGUAACUGAUAAUUUAAUCCUGACGAUGGACGCUUAGUCCGAAAGCUUGAUUUAUAUUUUACGCAACAUACUACCACUACAAUGAAACUUCCUGGUAACAUAACCACACUAAAUAAGUAACUGAUAGUUUUAAUUUGACUUUAAAUAAUAAAGAAAUAAAAUAAUAAAUGACAAGAAAUCAGACCUUAAAAUAUCGGUCGGUCACGGACAUUGUCCGACCCAUUCGUGAAAUUGUCCGACGUAGAAAGGAAACCACCGGACAUAAUUCUGUCCGACCAAGGUGAAACUGAGGUUUAUUGUUUGUCCGACCCGAGUGUAUUGGUGUCCGACCGAACUGUAGCUUUGUCCGACGUAAAUCAAAAUGUACCCUAGCCCAGGACUAGAGGCUUGUAUGUUAAAUGGAAAAUCAGAGUAAUUGUAUAAAAGGUGAACUGGAAAUGUUGUUUUAAUUAACGUAGUCGAGCGUGGGGCGGCGAGCGAAAUGGUGAAGUGGAAAACGGGCUUAAGUUGUCGAAGUCUUUUUUUAAUACUGCUGUUCUGGAAAGCAAGUUAAUUUUGGCUUGGAAAUAAGUAUGAAAGGAACAAAUUAUUUAAUAUCUUUACAACAUUUACCAUUUAUUCAUUUGUGUCAUUCAAACUUAUUUCCGAGUCAAAACUGAACUGAAGGUCAUCGGACAUAUGUCCGACCCAAACACAACGUCACCGGACAUUUUGUCAGACGGCCCUGGAAAAGAUAUUUUAAGGCCUGAGAGAUCUACAGAAGCUCGAAUGAAAUCAUUAUGAACAAGUAUCUGAAUGAAAAGAUGAUAAAUUUCUUCCAAACGUUAUAUUAAACAGCUUCUGCCCAUACCGGCUUUGAUUGCUGAAACCACAAAUAACGUACAAGCCAGUCCAGCCACCUGUCCGUUAUAAUUUCCUUAAUAAUUCUUUUAGCGUGGAUAAAUAAUUGUGUUGGACAUUUCAACCAUAGAUAUUUCUUCCUCUUUUGUGUAUACAUGUGUCUUGGGACGAUUUAUGUGUCCUUUACAUUAUUUCCUACGUUUCUUGAUCGUAUAGAUUUUUUUGCCAAAAAUGUAAGUAUAAAAAUAUUUUUCAAUUUCACAGUGUCCUGGUUUGCCCACUUAAUUGCCCGUGAUAAUCUUCCAUUCAUUUUUAGAUCUUGAAAGACUACUUUAACGUCGGCAACGCUCAGCCCACAUUGGGACAUAAAAAAUAUUUUUUAAGACCUAAAGUAAGUUGUACGUUCCAAGGGAAAAUGAAAUUGUCUACCUUUUGAUCAUUGACACUGUCACUGAUCAGUUCUGUUGAAAGGGGUUUCCUAGAGGUCCAUUCCUAGCUGCGAGAAACCUGACAACCUGUGGUCGAACCUAUACUCUAUAGACCCGAACAGGAACUGAUCGGUCUUUUCAUAUGAGACUGAACUCUUCUCACAGCGAAGUGACUCGGAGACUGAAGGCGAAAUUAUAAUAAGAAAAAAAUUACAUGCAUUUUAAGUUGAAUAGUUUUAGUCGAAUAGUUUUACAUGCAUUUUAAGUUGUAUAAGAUGUUCAUUAUAUAGGAGUUUUUUAUAUAAACAUAUAACAUAUUUCAAUUUAGUAAAGAUGUUUGAGGUGCGAAACCAGGAUUAUAUUUAUAUUGAGUUUUUUUGGAUGCUCUCUGACUCUGGUUUAAAAUAUAUAUUUAUUACACAAGACUGCUUGUAUUUAGGAUUUGAUUGUUGACGAAGACAAGGAAAGCGUUCCCAGUAUUGUCGUAUUUGAAUUCAUGUUAUGUUCAUGUGUGGCUGUGGCUGUUGGAGCACUGGCAGGCUGGCAUGUUAUGUUGAUAAGCAGAGGGGAGACAUCUGUAGAAGUUUAUAUUAACAGAAAUACGAGAAAGAAACUAAAAAAACAAGGAAAAGUAGGUUUUGUCUUUCCAUAUUUCCUGCGAAAACCUUCAUUUGCUUAAUGUGUUGAUUCAAAAUAUGGUUGUCUCUUUAAGUCUUUUCGCCCUUGAACUCCUAAGUUACUAGUAGGCGAAUGAUGUCAACAAAGGAAAAAGUCGUUUCGCGCGAACAAAUUCGCCUACUGGAAAUUAAAAGGCUACAUUUUGAUUUACAGUUGUUGACCAACUACACACGUAAAAACGCACAAGUUGUUACAGGUCUGCAAACAAAUUGUUACAAAUCUGUUCACAAGCUGCCGACAAGUUGUGCAUGUUCGCACUGCUUGUUCCCAGUUGUUGCAACAAGUUUGAAACAAGCUGUUGACAACUUGUAGCAAGUUUGAUCGCAUUAUCAGACUUGUUACAAGGUUGUUCUAACAAGUCUGAUACAGUCAAGAUAUAACAAGAAUGUUACAAGGUUGACGACACAAGGUUGUAACAAUAUUGUUAUAUCAUACGACUGUAUCGGACUUGUUGGAACAAUCUUGCAACAAGUCUGAUAAUAUCAACAAGGUUGUCACAAGUUGUUAACAGCUUGCUCCAAACUGUUGACAACUUGGGACAAGCAGUGCGAAUACAACUUGUUGACGGCUUGUUGGCAGACUUGCUACAAGUUAAUGUGAGAUUUAAUUUUUACGCGUGUACAUGUCAAGCAAACGAUGAUUCCCCAGUGCGCAGCUGGUUUAGAUAACAUGGACCACACACGUGCACAAUUGUGUAUAAUACACGCUUUCGAUAAUUACGUCAUUAGGCCUGGGAGCCUCGCUCUCAUGAAUCGUGAGCCAAUCACCUUGCGUAAUUUACUAGUGAGAGCGAGGCUCCAAGACCAAAAAGUGUGUGUGACGUAAUUAUCGAAAGGGUGUAUUAUAAACACAUGUAUAUUUAUCAUUAUGUAGAAAUUUCUCAAUCCUUACAAUUACGGGUUCAUUGGCAACUGGAAGAUGGUGCUAGGUCUCGGUCGUGGUAGGUAUGUAAACUUAAAGUCACAUACAGAGAUCAGGAAUUUUACAUUCUUGUGAUAUUCAGUACAUUCUGAGACGAAAUGCAACAUCAACUUGAUGGUCUUUUUGGCUGUAAAGGUGCCGGAAGUGACGUUAAAUAUGGCGUUUUCAAAAGACGCGUUCUAAAAUGAUUGGCAAUUCAAAAAUAUAUGAAAGGUUUUUAUCGCUCUACAUCUCCAUCCAGCCUUAGCCUUUACUUGGCUGGCUUUGGCAGGCUUGGUAAAUUUUGGGCUAGCAUGGUAAGUAUGACGUCAAAAAUAUAAAUAUUCUAUAGAAUUUAGAAAUAGAAGGCCUAGGUGUAGGCUGAUCUCCACCCAUUGUUAUUUCCUUAGAGGACUAUGGUCCAUUGUCAUGCCAUCUUCCCAUCCGCCAAAUGGUGAUGGUAUCACGUGGCCUCAGCCGCUACAGAGCUCUGGGGAAAGUAUUGGAACAGACAAACUAGCUGCAUUUAUGGCGUAA